AUGCGCCUUGUUUCUGGUAGUGAGGCGGAGGUGUGUGGCACGGAAUUCGCCACAUAUUUCAUCACACAGCCAGCUGUUGACGGUCCGCCAGCGCAACCGUUUUUCGACGACAAAGGCUGGGAGAUGAUGGGCGAUGGGGGAGUGGUGGCUUCUUCCGGAGGGCCACAUAACCCCGCAUACACCCAAAAUCCCCUGCACAACUAUGCCCCUAUUCACACCGCACAGCAAAUUACGGGUUACGUCCCUGGCUACCCAGCCAUAACACAGGGUAUGUAUAGCCCAGACGGCCACUAUCCACAUCCGAUGGCCAUGGUGCGGUUAAAUCAACAUUAUGAAGCCCAGACGCAAGACGAACCCUCAAGUAGCCAUCACGGCACCAUGGUCCCUCGUGCAAAUGUGCCGCCAAUGUUCGUCACCACCCCGCCACAUCCUCACAUCCCAUCAGCAAAAGCCACCGAUCCUGUCAACAACAUUAUCAAUUGCCUCAUCUAUUAUGAUACGGGCGGUGAAGACAACGAGUAUACCCGAAAAGCCAUUGAAAGUUUGGUGAAGAAGCUGAAAGACCGGAGACAGGAACUUGACAACUUGAUCACCGCGAUUACCUCAAAUGGCAAAACGCCGACAACAUGUGUGACAAUAGCACGGUCGCUAGAUGGUCGUCUACAAGUUGCGGGACGUAAAGGGGUGCCACACGUCGUCUACGCACGCAUUUGGCGGUGGCAAAACGUCUCGAAGUCGGAACUUCAAAAGCUUCCGAUGUGCCAGGUCAUGGUGGACAAUCAGGAUUACAUCUGCGUCAACCCGUAUCACUACGAGCGUGUCGUUGGCCAUCCAUACGGCGCCCAGAGUCCCACUGACGAAGAAUUCGGCAUUACCCCGCUGAACCUCAUCAAACUCCAGUUCCCCGGAUAUUCUACAAUGAGGAUCGAUUCGGCGAUUACCCAGCAGUUUACCGCACCGGCACCCAGCCAGCAAUAUGUACGACAGCCCUCCAACCCCCAGCAAGCUCCGAUUCCCAUGGAUGCAACCGAUGCUCCAUAUACAGAAUGGACAGUCGCCCAAAAUUACGUCCAACCCUACCACCCAAUGCCCAUCACACAAGCACCGAGACCGGUUGAACCGGCUGUUAUUGCCUGCGACUUCACAACCAUCCGAAUCCCGCCCAUCAUCGUUAAUAGCUUCCCACCAAACUGGGCUUAUAUCAGCUAUUAUGAGAUGGACACGCAAAUUGGAGAUCCUUUCAAGUGGUCAUCCGAGCGCACUGAAGUCAACGUUGAUGGCGGGAUGGAUCCACAAGGCGAGAGGAACGGGCGAUUCUGCUUGGGAGCCUUGUCGAAUGUUCAUAGGACUGAGGCGUCGGAGAAAGCAAGACCUCACAUUGGCAACGGCGUUAAAUUAAUCUGGACAAAGGAUGAGGAGCUGUAUAUGGUAGUACAGUCGUGGAAAUCAGUAUUCGUCCGUUCGCCAUAUCUAGAUUAUUGUGAGGGUCUUCCAAUGAACUCAAAGGGCCAUAAAUUGACAGCGGCCACGGGGCAAGUAAAGUUAUUCGAUCUCCGCUGGGCCUAUCAAAAAAUGUCGGACCAAAUGCGCACGGAACGUAACGCGGUAGUGCAACAGGCUGCUGCAGUGGCUGGUUAUCACACAGCCCCCACCCCGAUGGGUCACGUCUCAUUCGGCGAGGUUUCGGCUGGGGCUGAUGAGUUGCAACGGGCCUACUGUUCUGUCGGCGUCUCGUUCGUCAAGGGAUGGGGAGGCGGUAACUACAGUCGAGCUAGCAUUAAGGAUACUCCCUGCUGGAUCGAAAUUCAAUUAACACGACCCCUCCAAAUCCUCAACUCUCUUUUGAAAGAAGGCCAUCGC
Messenger RNA from Mesorhabditis spiculigera, 1860 nucleotides. The record is from the annotation of a GenBank genome assembly. NCBI's taxonomy places the organism in Eukaryota, Metazoa, Nematoda, Chromadorea, Rhabditida, Rhabditidae.